This is a messenger RNA of Anopheles moucheti, 949 nucleotides long. It is a transcript of the gene ND-PDSW, whose product is annotated as NADH dehydrogenase [ubiquinone] 1 beta subcomplex subunit 10. The transcript is spliced from 5 exons. The record is from RefSeq and is a predicted model, not a curated record. The coding region runs from base 63 to 569 and encodes 168 amino acids. Lineage: Eukaryota; Metazoa; Arthropoda; Insecta; Diptera; Culicidae.
ACUGUCAAAACGUUACGGAAUUUUCGGUGUUUUGGUUUGUGGAAACGUGCCGAUUGAUCAAAAUGCCGGAGGCUCCUGCCCGUAAUCCACUCGAAAGCUUUCUGAAUGCCGUACAGGCAACCAUCGAUUCGCCCGUAACAUGGUUCCGCGAGAAAAUUGUGGAACCUAACCGGCAAACGUAUCCUUGGUAUCACCAGAAGUUCCGCCGUGUGCCGACCAUCGACCAAUGUUACACCGAUGAUGCGGUGUGCAUUUUCGAGGCAAACCAACAAUUUAGACGCGACAAGAUGGUCGACAAUGAAAUCCUCACCAUCUUGCGCCAACGUUUCGAGGACUGUGUGCUGUACGAACAGCCUGACCACGAGCGCAAGUGCCGUUCGCUGCUCGACACGUACGAGAAGGCGUCCGAGAAUUGGUUUAUCAAGUAUGGAGAUCUCGGUGGUUACGCAAAUGCGAAGACGGCCUACAUGAAGCAGAAGCAUCGCAUGAUCUGGGAAAGACGACAUGGACCGGUUGGUAGCGGUAUGAAAACGGUCGAUGGAGACGAUGAUGGUGCCAGCGGACAUUAGAAAUAUUGCGACAGGGCUACAAGAAAGCGGUUAACGAUCGUUCAAUAAUUAAUUCCGCUUCAGGAACACGUCGUCGGUGUAGUAGUGGAAAAUCUUGAGACGAUAGUUUGUCGUCGCGCUUACAAUUUGUCGAAUUGUCGAGUGUAAAUAUAACAGCAACGCGUAAACACACAAAAAAAACAACUCAAAAUAGGAUGGCACAAACGUGAUUUUAAAAAAUAUUGAGAAGAGAAUUCCCCAAAAUGAUCAUGCGGCGUUCUCGCAUACGAUACAUUGCGUACAAUGUUCAGUGAAGAGUGUUGCAUGCAACAGUACAUGGUGGAAAGUUUAGGUUGUUCAAAUAUUUUUGUAGGAAAAUGAAUUGUUGCACUGUCUCACAA